CUGUGGACCUGCUGACAGGGAAUGUGGGAACAGCCAUGAUGAUGGCUGCAAACCUGGCUUCCCAUGUAUCCUGUCCUAGCAAACUGAGCUACUGCAGGGGUCAUACUCUGCCCGCUGGCAUCUAGCUACCCUGGGGAGGAUCUGACUUUAACCUGUGCGUGCUUACAAACUCAUUGGAGCCACUGUGGCCUGAACUUGGCCUCAGUACAUAACACUACUGGCCAACAGCCAGCUCUAGGCUAACUCCACACUGGGUCCUGCAGGGUUCCAUUGUUGUUGUCUUUUCUGCAACGGGGAGUAGGAAACAAUCCCUACUGAACAGCUGGGUAGCAGACCCAAGAGCCUCAGGUGCUGAGCUCUGCGCUGCCUUCACUAGAGAACUGUCCAGCCUCAUUCCUUAGCCACCAGCUUCCUCAGGCAGUAUAGGCCUAAGAAGGCCGGUCUCAUGGCAACAUACACUGUCCCGUGUCCCUAUAAAAGGGAAUCUCACAGAGGUUUAAAAUAUAGCACCAACACACCCAGUUUCAUCCCAUCCACUCCUAAGGAAGGUCCACAGGCCUGCUCUGUGGGCAGUCAUGCUAGUCCCAGCACUCAGGAAGCAGAGGUGGACACCUGAGUGCUUCACAACAGCUUAACUCUAGGUUUCUCCUAGCAUGGCAGCAGACACAGAGCACCUGAGGGGAAAAUAGCUGUCCUCCAUUAGUGUGUCGGCCCAGCUGGCUCAUUUCUGUGCCCCAAACCCACCCGUGGCUCCCAAUACCAGGAUGGUUCCUAGUGGGACACCAACCUGUACCAGAGGCAUCAGUCAUAUGAAUCUGAGUCUAUGAGAUGGGGCCACUUCAGCCGUUCCUCAGCCAGCUCAGCUGACACUCGGAGCCUUCCUAGCCACCGCAGGACUUCACGGAUCACCCUAUAGAACCCAGGACCACGGGUGGCACCACUCAGUGACCAAGGCCCCACCCACAUCAAUCAUAAAGUUUACCAGAGACUUGCCCACUGACCAUUUUGGUGAGGACAUUUUCUCAGUUGAAGUUCCCUCUUCCCAAAUGACUCCAGUUUGUGUCAAGUUGAUAUAAAACUGGCCAGCACACAUUAAGGUAGAAAGGGAACCGGUUCCUAUGACUUGUCCUUGUGGACUAUUGUGUAUGCCCUAGCACCACCACCACCAAACUUUAAAAAAGGAAAUGUACCUUUUCUUCCCAGAAAGGUUUUGUAAUGACUAUUCCCUCUUUCCCUAUGGCUGGAACUGGGGUUCAUUUUCCUUCCCAGUUGGGUAAGGUCAGCUUGGGCGACCUUAGACCUCUAUCGAGGCAGAGAGUAUUGAGAUGGCUCGGGUAAAGACACUUGGCGUGCAAGCCAAGCCGGAGGGCAGACCCCACCCAAACCUGGAUUGGCAUCUUUUGGUUCCAAGAAUUCUGCUCUCCCUAGUUUUGUCUAUCCCAGCUUGAAUCCCUUCCCAUUAACUACUCUUGAUGUCACUGCUGUCCCCCUGUGGCCCUGCACAGAGUGCUCAUUUUCAAUGCUGAACUAAGCAAGGUCCACCUAUAGCUAGAAGUAUAGAACUACAUUCAGGCUGGGCAGUGGUGGCCCUUAAUCCCAGCACUUGGAAGGCAGAGGCAGGCGGAUUUCUGAGUUCAAGGCCAGCCUGGUCUACAGAGUGAGUUUCAGGACAGCCAGGGCUUCACAGAAACCCUGUCUCGAAAAAACAAAAACAAAAAACAAAAGAACUAUAUUUAGAAGACUGUCGGAUAAACCAGAGAAGGUAACUGAAGAGUGUGUUCACAAUUCUGAACUUCUAGUUCAGGCAUCAGAGAAGACGCAAAGUGGAACAGCUGACCCAGAGUGGAUGGGAGGUGUUCCUAGGAACCCGGCUGUUGGCAGACCAGAUUUGAUUGCCCUAAGCACUUCCCCCUGAGGAAGCAUAGCUCCAGUCUUAGUUUGCUGUUACCCUACACCAGUGGCACAGGACAAUCUCGGCUGUCCCUACCCACAGCCCUGGACAGCUGCUGUGAUUUGAAUAACUAGGCAGGUUGAUGGGCGUCCGGGCACUGAUUUGCCUGGUACAGUCCCUAGAGUCCCUCGCCCUUCCAGGCCUGGGCCCAUGUGUCUUUGGAUCUCCAUCCCCAGGAGCAGCCCUGGCUCUUCUCACUCAAGCCUCCCUGGGGCUGAGUUCUCCAGGGUCUCUCCAUCCCCAGGAGAUAGCAGAGCUGCCUCAGAGCCUGGCCUAGAGAAGGAGCCUUGAUGGCCAGCCCCAGCAGAGGUAACCAGAGUCAGCUAAGGCUGCUCCCCAGGCUUGUCUCAAAAUUUGCAUGAAGAGAAUGAGGCUUCCACGGGCCUCCUGAUUUCACUAGUUGAGGCAGCAGGCAGACGAGGCAGCUCUGUGCAGAGCCAUUUCACCAUCCUGAAAGCAAUGCCCAGGGUCUUUCUUGUGAGGAGUCGGCGUCCACAGCCACCUAACUGGAGCCACCUUCCCGACCAGCUCCGGGGAGAUGCCUACGUCCCAGACUGCAGCAGCCUGGCAGUGCCAGCAGCACACAGAUCUCCUGGUCUGAGAGACACCUGGGCAGUGUCCUCACAGGGGACACUGACCUCUGCACCCAAGGGCCCCGGGACACUUGGCUGCCCACUCUGCCCCAAGGCCUUCCCGCUGCAACGCAUGCUGACUCGGCACCUCAAAUGCCACAGCCCAGCGAGGCGCCACGUGUGCCACUAUUGUGGCAAAGGCUUUCACGAUGCCUUCGAUCUCAAGCGCCACAUGAGGACUCACACUGGAAUACGGCCAUUCCGCUGCGGAGCGUGUGGGAAAGCUUUCACACAGCGCUGCUCCCUGGAAGCUCAUCUUGCCAAGGUGCACGGGCAGCCAGCCAGUUACGCUUACCGGGAGCGCAGGGAGAAGCUGCACGUAUGUGAGGACUGCGGCUUCACCAGCUCUCGGCCUGACGCUUACGCGCAGCACCGCACCCUACACCGCACGACCUGAUAGACUUACUGGCUGCUUCCCAUCCACGAGACAAAUAAACAAGGG
Apodemus sylvaticus (European woodmouse) is the source of this 3025-nucleotide messenger RNA. It is a transcript of the gene Ovol3, whose product is annotated as ovo like zinc finger 3. Gene Ontology annotation, cellular component: nucleus. Gene Ontology annotation, molecular function: RNA polymerase II cis-regulatory region sequence-specific DNA binding; DNA-binding transcription factor activity, RNA polymerase II-specific. Lineage: Eukaryota; Metazoa; Chordata; Mammalia; Rodentia; Muridae. The record is from RefSeq and is a predicted model, not a curated record. Gene Ontology annotation, biological process: epidermal cell differentiation; regulation of transcription by RNA polymerase II. The transcript is spliced from 4 exons. The coding region runs from base 2411 to 2980 and encodes 189 amino acids.